This is a messenger RNA of Kazachstania africana CBS 2517, 1032 nucleotides long. Its product is annotated as aldo/keto reductase. The record is from RefSeq and is a predicted model, not a curated record. Lineage: Eukaryota; Fungi; Ascomycota; Saccharomycetes; Saccharomycetales; Saccharomycetaceae. The transcript has a single exon. Bases 1 to 1032 code for a protein of 343 amino acids.
AUGGCUAUUGUCAAGCAAAUCCCGUUUCGGAACACCGGUAUCAAAAUUUCACCUAUUAUCGUGGGAUGUAUGUCGUACGGUUCGAAAAAUUGGGCUAAAUGGAUCGAAGAUGAUAAGGAAAAGGUCUUUAAAAUUCUGAAACAUUGUUAUGAUCAGGGGUUGCGUACGUUUGACACGGCUGAUGUGUAUUCUAAUGGUCUCUGUGAGAGGCUGUUAAAAGAAUUUUUGGAAGAAUACAAGAUUAGAAGAGAAACUGUCGUCAUUAUGACAAAACUUUUCUUCCCCGUGGAUGAAACAUUGGAUUUAUCUCUUGGUGGUGCCAUUGAAGAUGGAGUGGGUAAGUUGGAUUUGACUAAUCAGCAGGGCCUUUCCAGAAAACAUAUUUUGGACGCUGCUAAAAAGUCGGUAGAAAGAUUAGGUACUUACAUUGAUGUAUUGCAGAUCCACAGGUUCGAUCCAAAUACCCCGGUUAAGGAAACAAUGCGAGCUUUGAACGACGUGGUUGAAAUGGGUCUUACCAGGUACAUUGGUGCGUCUUCUAUGCUUGGUACUCAGCUUGCCGAAUUGCAGUUCACUGCUGAUAAAUACAAUUGGUUCCAAUUUGUGAACGUUCAAUCUUGUUACAAUCUGAUAUACAGAGAAGAUGAGCGUGAAAUUAUCCCAUUUGCCAAGAGACACAAUCUGAUGCUGACUCCUUGGUCACCAAACCACGGUGGCCUUCUAACGAGACCAGUCGGUGUCGAAUCUGCCAGGUCUUCUACUGACAUUAUUCUUAAUGACUGGGGUAUGAAACACUUGAAACCGUGGGAAAUCACUAUCGUAAACCGUAUCGAAGAGCUCGCGAAGAAGAAAAACGUGUCAAUGGCUGUGAUCUCCGCCGCCUGGGUCAUCAGUAAAGGUUGUGCUCCAAUUAUCGGUAUGAGCUCUAUCGCCAGAGUGGACGACAAUAUUAAAGCCCUGGACGUCCAAUUCACCAAUGAAGAAAUGAAAUAUUUGGAAGAACGAUAUGUACCAAGAGAUUUGAUCAUGUAA